ACUUUGACUAUGUACUUUCAACAGUACUGGAGAGAUAAGAGGCUGGCUUACGCUGGCAUACCUCUCAACCUCACGCUUGACAACCGAGUGGCAGAUCAGCUCUGGGUGCCUGACACUUACUUCUUAAAUGACAAGAAAUCAUUUGUGCAUGGCGUUACUGUGAAGAAUCGAAUGAUUCGCCUUCACCCGGAUGGAACAGUGCUUUACGGCCUCAGAAUCACAACCACUGCAGCUUGUAUGAUGGACUUGAGAAGAUACCCAUUAGAUGAACAAAACUGUACUCUGGAAAUAGAAAGCUAUGGCUACACAACCGAUGACAUAGAGUUCUACUGGAGAGGUGGAGAUAACGCAGUCACUGGUGUGGAGAGGAUUGAGCUUCCUCAGUUCUCCAUCGUGGAAUAUAGACUGGUGUCAAAGAAUGUUGUCUUUGCCACAGGUGCCUAUCCAAGACUCUCACUGAGCUUCAGGUUGAAGAGAAAUAUUGGAUACUUUAUUCUUCAAACCUACAUGCCCUCCAUACUGAUUACCAUUUUAUCAUGGGUGUCAUUCUGGAUCAAUUAUGAUGCAUCAGCAGCAAGAGUUGCCCUUGGAAUUACGACUGUGCUGACUAUGACAACAAUCAACACCCAUCUGCGAGAGACUUUGCCUAAAAUUCCAUAUGUUAAAGCCAUUGACAUGUAUCUUAUGGGCUGCUUUGUAUUUGUCUUCUUGGCCUUACUUGAAUACGCCUUUGUCAACUACAUUUUCUUUGGAAAAGGCCCUCAAAGACAGAAGAAACUUGCAGAAAAAACGGCAAAGGCAAACAACGAUCGGUCAAAGUUUGAAGGCAACCGGGUGGACACCCAUGGAAACAUUCUGCUAACAUCGCUUGAAAUUCACAAUGAGGUGGCAAGCAACGAGGUCACCACCAGCGUUACGGAUGCCCGAAAUUCAACGAUAUCCUUUGACAACUCAGGAAUCCAGUACAGAAAACAAAGCUCACAUCGUGAAAGCCUUGGAAGGCGUUCGUCAGAAAGAACAGGCUCCCACAGCAGGAGAAGCCAUUUACGAAGAAGGUCUUCGCAACUGAAAAUAAAAAUCCCUGAUCUAACAGAUGUGAAUGCCAUCGACAGAUGGUCAAGAAUGGUGUUCCCAUUCACUUUUUCUCUUUUCAACUUAAUUUACUGGCUAUACUAUGUUAACUGAGUGACUGAACUUUUUUAAAGGACUUCAAUUAUAACAAGUGAAGUACUACUUGCCUGCAGAGUUUGUAUAUAUAUUUAUAUAUAAAAAUAUAUAU
This is a messenger RNA of Cariama cristata (Red-legged seriema), 1279 nucleotides long. RefSeq names its product gamma-aminobutyric acid receptor subunit beta-3. Gene Ontology annotation, cellular component: neuron projection; synapse; GABA-A receptor complex. The transcript is spliced from 6 exons. The record is from RefSeq and is a predicted model, not a curated record. Gene Ontology annotation, biological process: chemical synaptic transmission; regulation of membrane potential; monoatomic ion transmembrane transport. The coding region runs from base 10 to 1185 and encodes 391 amino acids. Gene Ontology annotation, molecular function: neurotransmitter receptor activity; GABA-A receptor activity; extracellular ligand-gated monoatomic ion channel activity. Lineage: Eukaryota; Metazoa; Chordata; Aves; Cariamiformes; Cariamidae.